Fusarium poae is the source of this 1302-nucleotide messenger RNA. RefSeq lists its product as uncharacterized. Gene Ontology annotation, cellular component: cell surface; extracellular region. Lineage: Eukaryota; Fungi; Ascomycota; Sordariomycetes; Hypocreales; Nectriaceae. Gene Ontology annotation, molecular function: beta-glucosidase activity. The transcript is spliced from 2 exons. Gene Ontology annotation, biological process: glucan catabolic process. The record is from RefSeq and is a predicted model, not a curated record. Bases 1 to 1302 code for a protein of 433 amino acids.
AUGCAUUAUUCACCAUUGGUCUCUUUUCUGCUCUUUGGAUCUGCCACAGCAUGGCUUCCUCAUGAGCGUGACCUAGCAUCGUUCAAUCAAACUGCCCGAUUUGAACAACUCGGGAAACGCUUCAAGCCAAAACUGGCUGAUGGUAUUACAAAGAUUCGCGGUGUCAACUUUGGCGGCUGGCUUGUCUGUGAACCAUGGCUCCAAAGAAAUACCUGGGAAAACUCCCUCAACUGCGGCGACUCUGAGUCUGAAUUCGACUGUAUGAAUGACCACUACAAAGGCGACAAUCGCGAAACAGGAAACAAACGUUUUGAAGAGCACUGGAAGACAUGGAUUGACCCAGCUACAGUCCAGUCUGUUCACGAUGUUGGCCUAAACACCAUUCGAAUUCCCAUAGGAUACUGGUCUUACACGGACAUCGUGGACAAAGAGUCUGAGCCAUUUGCUGAUGGAGAUCGAAUGCUGCCUUAUCUCGAUGCUGUCGUAAAGAAAGCUGCUGAACUUGGUAUCUAUGUCAUCAUAGACCUUCACGGCGCUCCUGGUGGACAGCAGGAAGAUGUAUUCACAGGCCAGAAUAACAAACCAGCUGGCUUCUUCAAUGACUAUAAUUUUGGACGCGCCGAGAAGUGGCUUGCUUGGAUGACGGAUCGUAUCCAUAGGAACCCUGAUUAUUCAUCUGUUGGUAUGAUUGAGGUUCUCAACGAACCUGUUUCUCGUCAUGAUGGAGGCAACCGAUACCCUGCCCCAGGUCAAGAUCCGGGUCUUAUUGAGAAGUACUAUCCCGCAGCCCUAAAGGCUGUUCGAGACAAGGAAGCUAGCCUCCAAGUCUCCGACGACAAGAAACUUCAUGUUCAGUUCAUGUCGAGCAAAUGGGAUUCUGGCGACGCUCGUACUCAAUCAUCCAUAGCCAACGAUGCACUCACAGCUUUCGAUGACCACAACUACAUCGGCUUCGCUCUGAAUGAUGACCAGCACAGCAAUGCGGACCCUUACAAGCUUAUGCACAGUGCUUGCACCGACUCGCGAGUUGUAGACGGCCAAGACUUUACGUUUACUGGAGAAUGGAGUAUGACGUCGGACUAUGACUGGAAGGAUAAGGAGUUUUUUAAUAAGUUCUUUACUGCGCAGCAGCAGUUGUAUGAGGAGCCUGGUAUGUCUGGGUGGGUGUAUUGGACGUGGAAAACCGAGACAAAUGAUCCUAGAUGGACGUAUUCGUAUGCUACAUCCUUGGGAUAUAUUCCUACUGAUGUGGAAGGGCUGCAGAAUAAUGUUUAUCGGGAUGUUUGUGCUGGUUAUAGAUAG